UAGAAACGUAUUUAUGACGCACUUCCUUUCACGUGGUACAGAAUAUCUAAUGACGCACUUCCUUUCACGUGGUACAGAGUAUCUAACCAUCAUACGGGCGGGUUUUAACCGACAGAUACAAAUACAAUUCAAGGAUAUCUGUCGGAAGGUAGGUCAUUCGGAGCGAUGUGAUACUUCUUCCAUUUAUUUGUAAAGUUUAUAUACAUACAAAAUGUCUUCUAUACGACCAAAUAGUAAUAUAGUAACUAAACCUUUUCCUAUAAGAGGUGAUAGAACAAAUUUUGUAAAUUGUCCUCAUGUUAUUGCUAUGGUUGGCUUACCUGCAAGAGGUAAAACAUACAUUGCCAAAAAAUUAACACGGUAUUUGAAUUGGAUUGGAAUCAAGACAAAAGUAUUUAAUGUGGGAGAAUAUAGGAGACAAGCUACUGAAGCUUAUAAAAAUCAUGAUUUCUUUCGUCCUGAUAAUAAAGAAGCUAUGGCAAUUCGAAAUAAAUGUGCAAUAGAUGCAUUAAAUGAUAUGUGCAAAUGGUUAGACGAAGGUGGAGAAGUUGCUGUAUAUGAUGCUACAAACACUACUUAUGAAAGGCGGGUACUUAUUCAUAACAUAGUUUGCAACUGUUUUGGAUUGAAGCUAUUUUUUGUGGAAUCAAUUUGUGAUGAUCCAGAAAUCAUUGAAGCAAAUAUUAUAGAAGUUAAAGUUCAUAGUCCUGAUUAUCAAAAUUGUAAUAAGGAUGAAGCAUUGCAAGAUUUUGUUAAACGUAUUGAGCAUUAUCAAAUGUCAUAUCAAACAUUAAAUGAAGAAAAAGAAAAUUAUUCCUUUAUGAAAAUUUAUAAUGCUGGAGAAAAAGUUAUUGUUCAUAGACAUGAAGGGCAUAUACAGAGCAGAGUUGUAUAUUAUCUUAUGAACAUUCAUAUUACACCACGUUCUAUAUAUUUAACACGGCAUGGGGAAAGUUUACUCAAUGUUCAAGGAAGAAUUGGUGGAGACUCAGACCUUUCUGAUCGAGGUUGGGAGUAUUCAAGAAUUCUUGCAAAGUUCAUUGAGGAACAAAAAAUUCCAAAUUUACAUGUCUGGACUAGUCAAAUGAAACGUACUUUACAAACAGCUAAAGGAAUAAUUGCUCCACAUGAAUGCUGGAAGGCUUUAAAUGAAAUAGAUGCUGGUAUAUGUGAGGAAAUGACUUAUGAAGAAAUAUUUGAAAAAUAUCCUGAAGAUUUUGCUGCUAGAGAUCAAAAUAAAUUUCAUUAUAGAUAUCCUAGAGGAGAAUCAUAUGAAGAUCUUGUUGCAAGACUUGAACCAGUUAUCAUGGAAUUAGAGCGUCAGCAUAAUGUUCUAAUAGUUGGUCAUCAAGCUGUUUUAAGAUGUUUACUAGCUUAUUAUUUGGAUAAAAAAUCAGAUGAAUUGCCAUAUUUGAAAGUUCCAUUGCACACUGUGAUUAAAUUAACUCCGGUUGCCUAUGGUUGUGAAAAAGAAGAAUUUAAGCUUCCAGUAGAUGCAGUUGAUACACACAGAGAUAGACCAGAGAAUUGUGAAAUAGAAAGAUCCAGAGAAGAUGCACUGAUCACAGUACCUCUUCACUUCUGAUGCAUAAUAAAUGUCUUUAGUUACUCAACAAAUACCAUAAAUUCUGAAAAUAAUAAUCAAUCAAAUAUUACCACAAAAUUUUUAUGAUAGUCAGUAUAUAUAUAUUGAGUAUAUAUAUUUAUUUAUAUAUCCAUUUUUAGAUAUUUAACUUUCAACAUAUACUGUAUAUCAAAUAAAGGUUUAUCUGAUGUUCAGUAUAUUAAGGAACACAAAAUAUUCAUUAUGAAGGGUUUGGUUCUAAUUGAUAUGAGAAAUCAGUAAAUGUUUCAAAUAUCUUAAACUUAAAAAUAUUAUAAAAAAUCAUUAAAUGUAAUAAGCAGUAUUUUGGAAUUAAAAAUUCUUUAUAUUAUUUUUCAAAUUUUGAAAUAAUUGAUAUAAGAUGCAAUUUCUUAACAAAAUGUUUGAGUCUUGCAUUUAAUAGAAUGUUAUGUGAUAGAGUAAAAUAUCAAAUAUAAUUAGAAGUUCAAUGCAAUUUAUCAAUAGUGCCAAAUUAUUCGCACAAAGAAAUGUUUUACUCAAACUCAGUUUAUAAAUGGUUAUCAGUAAGAAAUAAAAUUCUUUUUUAUGUAUUAAUAUAUCUAAUACUAAAAACUCAUUUUGUAAUUUGUUUAAUGCAAAAAAAAAAUAAUAAUGGAGACUGUAAAAUAUAGUAAAUAUAAUUUUUUGGUAUUUUGAAUAUGUUUACAUGAAAAAACUUUUGUUUUCUUUUGAUACUUUUACUCAGUUUUAUUACUGUCUGUGCUCAUAUUAAGCCAAAAUAUUGCAAUAAUUUAAUUUCACAAAUCCUAUAAAUAUGGACAAAUUUAAUAAAUUCUGAAUUAUUAUUUAUGUGCAACAACAAAUAAGCUUAAUAAUUUCAUAAAAACUAUGCAAU
Messenger RNA from Centruroides sculpturatus (bark scorpion), 2459 nucleotides. Its product is annotated as 6-phosphofructo-2-kinase/fructose-2,6-bisphosphatase 4-like. Gene Ontology annotation, biological process: fructose 2,6-bisphosphate metabolic process; fructose metabolic process. Lineage: Eukaryota; Metazoa; Arthropoda; Arachnida; Scorpiones; Buthidae. The transcript is spliced from 15 exons. Gene Ontology annotation, molecular function: fructose-2,6-bisphosphate 2-phosphatase activity; ATP binding; 6-phosphofructo-2-kinase activity. The record is from RefSeq and is a predicted model, not a curated record. The coding region runs from base 212 to 1585 and encodes 457 amino acids. Gene Ontology annotation, cellular component: cytosol.